AGCGGCUAUUUGCAGAAAUAUUGCAUGUAUCAGGACCGAAUGAAAAUAACGUGACCUCUGACGAUAAUUUUAGCAACACUUUCACCAAUUUUCAUUAAAAAACAUGUUGUCUUUCAUCCGACGUACAUAUGGGUUAUCUUCAAGAGCUCCAGAGGUAGGUUAGUCACAUUCUGAGGUGAUAGUUAUGCCAUCUGAUUUCUCAAUACUGUUGUAAUCAUUACCUCCCAGGUAUUUAGAGUGUCUGGACGGGCUGGAAGAUGUCAGCCUGCAGCAGUCACUAGAUGUUACGCAACAGAUGGUAAAUAGUUGUAAUAGUUAUUUACUAGAAUGGAAAUUUUAUAUAUAUCUUCAUUAUAUUAUCAAACUUAGUUAUUAGUUAUCUAAUAAAGAUCUUGAACAUUUAAUGAUUAACUUUAAAAUUUUACAGUACUGCUGAUGGGAAAUUAUUAUUAAGUUCGUCAAGGUUAUGAUUUUGACGAUAUUGCAAUGCACUGCAGUGUAAAUAUAAAAUCGAGAAUGAAUUGACUUGCCCCCUAGCCCAUAAAAAUGAAGUUAAUUUGUCAGUCAGUCACUAUGAUUUCAGUUUCCUCUUCAAAACUCAAAUCUCCAAGAAAAAUCAGAAAACUAUUAACUGUCUGGAAUGUGAGUUAUCCUGUGGAAAAUUAUGAAGAAAAUACUAUCUUAAGUUUGAAGGAUACUGAAGUCACAUAUAACUCAAGUUGUUGGAAAGAAGCAUAUUUUUGUGUGCACUACAUGAUGUCUUUUAUUCACAUGUCUUUUAUGGGCAUCUUGAGUUGCAUAUCAGGUUUUCAAGAAGGAGAGGGUAUGUUUUUUUUGGUAACAUAAUGUAUAUUAGGUUUUAAAGAGAGAAGUAACAACACUCUUUUCUGUUUUGUUAUCAAUGGUCUUUUGAUGUGUUCGGUGGGCUUUCCUUUCUUUUUAAUAUCAACCUUGUUACAGACAAAUGGAUCUUAUAAUCUUUGAUUAUACCCAGUUUCAUGAGGUUGAAUAUGUGAUACACAGGUAUAUCAGUCUUAAUAGAUGGUGAUAGUAAAUUUUGAAUGAUAUUUUAUUACAUUGUUUAGGGGAAGUCGAUCUGGUAGUGAUUGGAUCAGGUCCUGGGGGAUAUGUAGCAUCCAUCAAAGCAGCCCAGCUUGGGAUGAAGGUUUGUACAGAAACAUGAACUGUUUUAAAAAUGACAAGGAAAAUGUUGCAAAUUAAUUAGUAAAUUUUGGGAAGUUUGAAUGCAAAAUGCUUUGCAUGGUUUUAAUGCUUUGCAUGCUUUUGUUUUACAGACAGUUUGUGUUGAAAAAGAAAAGUCAUUAGGAGGAACUUGUUUAAAUGUUGGAUGUAUUCCAUCAAAGGUGAGUCAAUUUGAAAAAAUAAUAUUCAUAUUAGAAGAACUCGUUACAGCAUAUUCCCAAAAAUUGAAACAAAAAAAUUGAUCAGGUAGCAGGAGCAGCCUCUCAGGUGAAUCUACCCCCCUCUUUAUUUGUCAAGGACAAGUUUUUUUUUGUAUUGAAACAACUUAAUAUGCCCCCAAAUUUCAGUACAAUGUCAGUGUGGUGUAGGAGCACCCCCCUCCUUGGUAAUUUAGCUUUGAAUUCUCGCUUUUUUCAUAUUUUUCUGUUGUAACAAGUAAAACAUGGCUUCAUUUUGUUGUUCAUAAUAAAAAAUAGAAUAUAUUAGCAAAAAAGAUUAAGUUUCUUUCAAACAGAAAAAAAAAUUUGAACCAAUUUUUUUCAGACUGCUAUUUGUUAUUGUACUUUAAGUGGUCUUAGUUAUGAUUUCAAUUUGAUUGCUAAUCAAUUUUGAUUGCCAAUAAUAGUUUGUUUCAAUCAUCAUUUACAGGCAUUACUGAACAACUCACAUUUGUAUCAUCAAGCUGUUACUGCUGAUUUCAAAAACAGAGGAAUAGAAGGUUGAUAACAUUUACUCUAUGAAUAUUACCAUAAACUUUUAAUGAUGAUUAAGAUAUUUAAACUGGUUAAUGAAUGAAAAUGUGAUUUCCUAUCUCCCUUUAAUUUUACAGUGGGUGAAGUAAAACUCAAUCUCGAAAAAAUGAUGGAACAGAAAACAACAGCUGUAAAGACACUAACAAAUGGAAUAGCUCACUUAUUUAAACAGAACAAGGUAAUGGCCGGAACAAUAUUAGUGCUGUUGUUGUAUCCACCUAGUGUAUCUACCUAGCUUUCAAAAAAUGCAAGUAUUGCCAAAGUUAGCUUUUAAAGUCAUGAAAUUAAGAGAUCCUUGCAGCUAAGAACACUACUGAAAUGAGCAGCUGAAAAUAGGACCUAAAAAAAAUUCAGGCCCUUACAGGACUGCAAUACCAGUGCAGCGCUCAACCAACUGAGCUAACAUGCCAAGUGGGAGCUGGUCAAUGUGUUGGGUUCUAAAUAAACCAUCCAAGUCAUGUUACCAGAAUCCUCUUAGGAAAUAUUACUGUCAAUAAUAUAUCAAUCCCACAAAUUCUCUUUGUGGGUCAAUACCUGUUAACAGCACUAGGGAACAAAGUUCUUUGGACCAUUUCUCAUGAUCAUUGUGCUGAUGAUUUACGAUCUCUCUCACCCCUCUGUCAAGUCUCUCUCCUUAUCCCCUUAUCCUCAUAACCACCCUUGUUUGUGGCUAUGUGUAGUUGUUACUCCACCCUACCUAGGAGAAGCUGUACACUACUGUUGUUAAUAAUAUUUACUAUUAACCCUUUGACCGCUAAGAGUGACUGGCAUCUAAUUUCUCCUUACAACUUCACCCUUGAAUCACACAGUAUGGUCAUGAGAAUAAAGGAAAUGAUAUCAAAUAAUUAAGCUUUUGAUCAUCAAACAAAUUCACAUUAUCAGCAUCUUUGGAAAUGUAUAGAGAACAGUAAGGAGAAUAUGCAUACUGAUGUUUGGGAGUAAAGGGUUAAUAUUCCUAAAUGUAUCCUGUUUUACAGGUAACUCGCAUAGAUGGACAUGGUUCUAUAUCUGGAGCAAAUGAGGUGAGACCAAAAUAACACUCUUCCUCCUCUUUCAUGUGAUAGAGCAAAAUUAAGUGUUGUUUUCUAAUUUUUUCAUCAGCACAUACUGCUUGGGAUAGGUAACAUUCUGAACAUGUUAUUGCCUGAAAAAUUCAAAUCUUGACCGCAAAACAGAAAUAGUGUCUUGUGCAUGUAUCUGCAUUUUCCUAAUCUCCCUUACCCAGUGUUAAUGAUUUUCAAGGUGACAGUUCAUAAGGAGGAUGGCGGCACAGAAAUUGUUCAAACCAAAAAUAUCUUGAUAGCCACUGGAUCUGAAGUGACACCCUUCCCUGGAAUUGAGGUGAGCAUAAAAAACCACUUGUUGCCACAUUCAUGGAACUCAUUGAAGUUUAUUUUUAAGGUCAUGUAAAACCCUUGUUUAAUAAUGACAUCAUGCUGGUUGGAAACAAGCUGCUGGUUGGAAACAAGCUGCUGCUUUGAAAACAAUAAUCUUUUGUCAGAUUGACUAAAAGAUCCCAUGUUGCUGUGCCUCUGUUCAGUGAUGGAUCACAGAUGAUGUCAAAAUGUGGUGAAAUCGAAAAAGUGGCACAGAAAGUGUAGCAGAGUAUGCUGCUGAUUUUCUUACCACAUUUUGAUGUUACUUUUGAUAUAUUUAAAGGUGCACUGCGACGUGUAAUAUAUUUGUGUGAUAUAAACAUUUGUUCAUGGUGAUGUCAUUGGUACAUCUGUCCGUCAAUAGAUCAUAAGAUAGCACCAUUCAUUAUGUGUGUUUAUAUUCAGCUCAUUGUAUAAUGCAUGCUUUGUUCCUGUGGCACUAACAAAAUGAUCCUGAUAUCAUGAUGUUGUUAUGAUCUUUUCACAGUUUGAUGAACAAGUUGUCAUAUCCUCAACUGGUGCCCUCUCACUCAACAGAGUCCCAGAGAAAUUAAUUCUUAUUGGAGCAGGUGUCAUUGGGGUUGAAUUGGUUAGUUGCUCACACAUUUGAGAAAUUCAACAUUCUCUUUAAGGCCCAAUAAAAUUUUUUUUACUUCCAAAAGAAAUGCUUACCUCAUAAAUGCAUAAUUGUUUUCAGUCAUGUGACAGUUGAAAAACAUAUUAUUUUGCCAUACCAAUAUGCUGUGGCUGUGUCUUCUACAAAAUUCUGUUUACUGUUGAUUGUAUAGACAACAGACGUGUGCCUAAGAGCUACAUUACUCUUCUUAGACUACCAUAGUUGAAAGGAAACUAAAAGUUUGGCAUGUAAAGAACUGUACAAGUUUGGGCAUGGUAUUUAAGGUUGCAAUGUUACUGGUUUGUUUUCAAGGGUUCAGUUUGGUCAAGACUUGGCUCACAAGUGACAGCUGUUGAAUUUUUGGGACAUAUUGGUGGUGUUGGUAUUGAUAUGGAAGUCGCGUAAGUUGAAAUUGCUAUUUUCAGUAUUAAGCUUAAUGUUUUCUCUUUGCGUGGCUUUCUUAGUGAUACAUGUAAAUAACUUCCCAGUGUUCUCCAAUUCCUUCAGUGGCACAGCAUGCUUAAUGAGAUAACUAUUUUGGUCCUUUCCAUCUCCCCCAUCUUUCCAUUUGAAACUCCUUUCAUUUUUUCAUAUUUUAUUAUCAGUAGGAUGACUUCUUUCAUGACUCUUCAUUCAUCUGUUUAUCUUAAUAUGAAGAUUUUCAUUCUUUUUAACCCUACUCAUAGUUAUUGAUGUUUUACUUUUGUGCCUUUAAUAUUACCCAGGAAAAAUUUCCAGAGAAUUUUGCAGAAGCAAGGGAUAAAGUUCAAACUUAACACAAAAGUGACAGGUAAGGUUCAAAUAAAAGCGGAUUAUGAAGUGAAUUCACUGUGGUUAGAAGAAUGCAAAAUUAUUUUGACUUCUUGUAAUCGAAUUCAUUCAUGUAAAAACAGUAACAUUUCCUCUGUUUAUCGUUCAGGUGCAACAAGAACCGAAGAUGGAAUCAAAGUGAGGUAACAGUUAAAAAAAGAAAAAAAACCUCCUACUUAAAUAAAUUAAGCUUUGAUUCGCGACACAGAAGAGUCUAAGGACUGAUUCUUCAUGAUGGAACUUUCAGUUGUCUUUUGUUUUUUGUUACAGCGUGGAAUCAGCCAAAGAUGGUUCGAAAAAGGAAGAGGUACCAUUGGUGUUUGGCCUUGUGAAGUUUGACGUGUUGCUUCUGUGUGUUUAUCCUGCUGCUGUAGUAGCUAACUAAUUUGGGAAUUUGCUUUUCAAUUUACAGCUUGAAGGCGAUGUUCUUUUAGUAUGUGUUGGAAGAAGACCUUACACGACGAGAUUAGGGUUGGAGGUCAGUUUUGUAGACUAUUGAUUGCUAACACUCGCUUGUAAUUGAGCCUAACACUUCAACACCAGCAUUUUUUAUUUUCCAAACGUUGCACCUUACCCUUGCUGUUCGUCUUUAACUGUAACUAGGUAAUUUACAUUGAAUUAAUAUUAUUUGAGUUCCAUGUGCUCUGCGGAGUUUGUAGCGUGCUGAAAAUUUUCAAAGCGCACGGGACAUUAUAAACUUAAGUGCGAUGGAAUCUGUUUAGUUGUCACCACCAAAAAGCGUCUUUUACUAUUAAUUUUCCUUUUUAGAAAGUUGGUAUUCCUCUUGAUCCUCGCGGCCGGAUUGUUGUAAAUGAAAGAUUCCAGUCUAGCGUUUCUAGGUAAGACAUGUUCGUAUCCUACUUGGUUUUUUUGUUUUUAUACAAUAUGUUCUCUUCUGCUCGAAACGUCAGCUUUAGAAACUAUUUUCUGCGGCCAAUUUACUUUAUCGACUUAAAUGAUGAAACAAAAUUAUCUUUUUUAUUUGUGAAUCCGUCUGUCCUUUUUGACUGUCUCUUGUCUAGUCAAAGACAUUUAUUCUUUUUGUCUGUGGCAGCGUCUGUUCGUCUCUUUUUCUGCUGGUCUUACAGUCUUACUGUCCGCGAAUUUUUCUUUUUUUUCCCUGUCUGUCUUUCCUAAUUAGUACCGUCUGCUUGUCUGUCCCUUGUGUCUAUCUCCUCUAUAGGCAUCCGUUAAGGUUAAGACACAAAUCGUUAUUCGUGAGUGGCUGUAAAGUUCCAGUCGCCACGAACUUUUCUAUCGAACGAUAUCUUUUGGUAUAACGUGACAAGAACCUAAGUUAUCUUCAAGUUCUUAGUCGUAAUGUAUCUGUUGUUCUCUCAGUAUAUAUGCAAUUGGUGACUGCAUUCAUGGACCAAUGUUGGCACACAAGGCUGAAGAUGAAGGUUUGUUUAAUAUCAUGAAUUUCAUUUCAUUUUAGAGCGCUUAUGUGCGGAAUUAACUUAUUUAUGGAAUUAACUUUUCCAGGUAUCAUAUGUGUGGAAGGCAUAGCUGGUGGCGCAGUUCACAUCGAUUACAACUGCGUACCGAGUGUGAUUUACACUCACCCCGAAGUGGCCUGGGUCGGAAAAACUGAAGAGAUGCUGAAAGAGGAGGUAAACUGUUAUAAAAGACAAAUUUCUAAACGCUUGAAUUACGGAAACUAAAGAAAGCGCUUCUAUAUAUUUCUGGUCUCUCGUGUUACUGUAAUUAAAUGACUACCGUUCCAGCUUUCCCACACUCCCAGACACAUUAGUUGACACACUACUGCCUUCCCUGCCCUUCUCAAUGUUGGUCUGCGAGAUGGCAUAGAAGCAUCGGCGAUUAACAACAUUGGAUAGGGAGAGGAGUACGAGAAAACGUUCUUCUGGAGAAUUGUUACAACUAAUUAUGUCAGGUUCGAGUUCUGCGCUACAGCAAUCAGCUGGAGCAUUGAUAUACGCAUCUCGUGUCUUCUUCCUCGAAGACUUCUCCGCUAAAGCACUCUGUCACAAUUUUGUAUUGAUGUAAACCAUGAUUGGCGUAAAUUUAGAAAUCUCUCUCUUCUCUUACUUUUUAGGGGGUGGCCUAUAAGGUUGGCAAGUUUCCUCUCUCAGCCAACAGCCGAGCGCGAACAAACGCCGAGAUUGACGGACUGGUGAAGAUUCUGAGCGAUAAGGAGACUGACCGACUGCUGGGAUGCCAUAUGGUCGCACCAGUUGCUGGAGAAAUGAUCAACGAGGCUGCUCUUGCAAUGGAGUAUGGGGCGUCUAGUGAGGACAUCGCACGAGUGUGUCAUGCACAUCCGGUAAGGGUUGAAUCUGAAAGAGCAGGGGGUGGGGGUGUUUCAGUUGAGAGAUUGUUACGCCAGGAAUAGUGUGGAUCGGGUUUUCAACGCCUCGGUCACGGCGUUUUAUGUAUGUUGAUUAUGUUGUUGCUUCUUGUUCUUCUAUUCAAAACACUGACACGCAAACAUCAAAUUCGAUCUGGAAAUAAAAUGGAUGGAAUUCCACUCUGUGGAUUUGUCAAAUUUCGGUCCAAUUUAAUGUCAUGGAUUCUGCCUCGCGUUGAAUUUGUGAGGAAUUUCGGAGUAAGCUAUCUUGAUGUAUAUUUUAAAUACGAUUCCUGAUCGGUUCUGAACGUGCAGGAAAUUCGUCUAAAAGCUUAGCCGAAUUAACUGAGGAAUCUUUGUCAAAUGUUUUACAUUGCAAUUUUAUUUCUUAGGGUAAUCGCUGAAGUCUGUACCGCACUGAAAUAGUAUGGAGACAACAUUUAUUUCCAUUUUCUUUGCAGACUGUAUCAGAAGCCUUCAGAGAAGCUAACAUCGCGGCUUACGCUGGAAAAGCCAUCAACUUUUAAACUUCAACCACGGCAAGACAGACGAUCUAUUAUUAGAGAAUUUAUUCUCUCUCAAGUUAUACUGAUUCGUGUUAAAAAAAAAAAAAAAAGAACGCCCUUCUGCAGUGCAGAUAAGAAGUUGUACAGUUUUAAUAUUCAAAGUUCCUGAAUAGCAUGUCGGAAUCCCUCAAUAGAAUUAUGCGUUUGUAACAAAAUACGGGACUGCAUUCGAGUUUUAUCCGAGAAAUAAAGUGGAGAGAGUUAUUUGUUAAUUUGAGAAUUGAGUGCUCUGUAAGCGAAUUGCUGCUUUCCUUACUACUGACACUUCGCUCGAGUUAAUCAAUAGGAUCUCAGGAUGUUAUGUAUUGAGAUAUCAAAACAAUAAAAUGUGAAAAUUCUAAUGGAUUCACCG
Molecule: messenger RNA, 7983 nt
Organism: Pocillopora meandrina
Lineage: Eukaryota; Metazoa; Cnidaria; Anthozoa; Scleractinia; Pocilloporidae
Source: the annotation of a GenBank genome assembly